This is a messenger RNA of Ambispora gerdemannii, 450 nucleotides long. NCBI's taxonomy places the organism in Eukaryota, Fungi, Glomeromycota, Glomeromycetes, Archaeosporales, Ambisporaceae. The record is from the annotation of a GenBank genome assembly.
AUGAUAACGAGUAAUAUCGAUCCUGGGUUCUCUGCCGAGCUGGAUAGAGACUACGAGCUUAUGAGAUCUCUGGGGUUGUUAGAUAACGAGCCCGAGUCUAACCAUAACGAAAAUGUGUCAGAUAAUGAUGAUGAGUCCGAUGAUGAUGAAUGUGACUAUGAAGGUGACAAUAAUUUGAUAGAUGGUUGGAAUUAUCUGGCUCGCUACGGAGAAGAAGCAUGGAAAAAUCUCCUGAAAGUCUGGAUGGCCCACCAGCGUAAUAUUGUUCUCAUGGAAUUUACUCGUAGACUUCCGAAUAUUUCUGGAAAAGUAAGGAAUGGGUUGUUUGAUGCGUUUUCCAGAUCUAGCGCGCUCGUUGUAAAAGUUCAUAAUUUGUUUCUGGAUACAUUAGCUCAUCCUACUAAAGGCUGGAAUCCCUACCCACUCUCUUCUUUCGUGAUCAGUGGAUAG